CUCAAAGACUUUUGAACAGCGUCUUUCACUUUCUGAUUCUUCUUCUUUCACUUUGGUUGUUGUCAAAAGUACAUCUUAAUUUCUUCCUUGUUGUUGCUCUUAAAAUGGCAGACGAGUGUGCAGAAUUGAAGAGAGACUCCACUAUGACUGUAACAGCAAAGGAAGGCGAAGCGUUCUUGGAAACUAAGGGGAAAGUAGACGAAAAUGCCAAAACAAGAGGCCAGCAAAAAGAAAUUGAGGAAAACAAAAACGAUGGAGAAGGAACAUCGCCUAACAAAUUGUCACGAACAACCACCAUGACAGCCACCGCCAAGGAGGGGAAUGAAUUCAUUGAUGGCGAAGAAUUAGGGAAAACUAGGGCACAAACAGAUAACCUUCAAGAAAAGGAAGAGUUCGAGGAAGAAGCCACCGAAGAAAACGGGAACGAAGCAGAAAACGAGGAAAAACCUGCUGUUAAGCGAGCAGGGACUAUGGUAGUGACGGCUGAGGAAGGCGCCGCUCUUUUAGAAGGACAUGAUGCAGAAGCUGGCACACGUGCCGAAGCUAAAGCAGUCAAAGAAGCAAUAGAAGAAAGCGCUGAACAAAAUGGACAGAAAGAAGACGAAGAGAAACCUGAUCUUAAGCGUAAAAGUACCAUGGAUGCUUCUGUUGAGGAAGGACAAGAAUUCAUCAAAAAGACAAAGGAAAGUGAUGAGCAAGAAGUCAAGGCAUAGAUCUUUCGUUCUGAUGAGACUCCUACCAAAAGACUUUAGUAAACUCUUCCAUGACAGUAUUCAUAAGAUAUGUACUACAAAAAGUGUACAUUUUACCAUCAUAUAUAUAUUAUAUAUUAUACAUACCAAACUGAA
Molecule: messenger RNA, 848 nt
Organism: Actinia tenebrosa (Australian red waratah sea anemone)
Lineage: Eukaryota; Metazoa; Cnidaria; Anthozoa; Actiniaria; Actiniidae
Source: RefSeq, a predicted model, not a curated record